ACCUUCAGUUUUCCAGGAUUAUUUGAAGAGGUAAGGUCACCAGUGAACGAUACUUUUGGUUAAAAUAACAGGCGAUUCAACGAAUAAGGUGAGAUAUCUGAAACGAAAGCCGAUAUAUAAUGAUGUUCCUAAAAUUGACAUUAAAUGUCUUAUUAUAUAUCGUUGUAAUGGCAAUGGCUUUUCCUAUUCAUGAAAGUGCGGUAAAUAAGGACUAUAGUGCAAUUAAUAACAAAUUAUCGAAUUGUCUGUUACCUCUUCAUUAUAAUUUGAAGAUAACAUUGUCGCAUAUUCACAAGUCUAGUGGCGAAUCCUAUAUUAAUUUUUAUAUUAAUUGUGGAAUACAUAACAUAACUUUAAGUACAUCGAAAUAUAUCAGAUUAAUAAGAGUAAUGUUAAUGUCGGUUAGCAGUGAAAAAAUCUACAAACCUGAUUUAUAUUAUCCUGAAGAGAAAAUUGUCGUUCUUACAUUUGACGAUAACGUCUUACCGGAAAAUUACAUAGCAAAUGGACUUUAUAUUCUAUACGCGAAAUUUAAAAUAAAAUUUCAACAGAUUUCGCUAAGUUCGUACAUGAACAAAGAAGGAGAUCAAGAGUCCACCGCUACGUUAAUCCGAUACGGAAAAGGCCGACAAUUAUUUCCAUGUUGGGACGACCCGGAAUUAAGCGCCACCUUUAGCAUCUCCUUAGAAUACAAUCCUGCAAUGAGAAUCAACGUUUUGUCGAAUAUGCCGAUGAACUUGAAACGAAAUGAAUAUAACGAGUCUUUGACGAUUAUGGAUUUCCAAGUCUCGCCUCCAUUAUUUGCAAACGAUGUAACAAUAGUUAUACUACCCGAUGUGUAUCCCAUGCGGGUUUCUUAUUCGUUGAAGAAUAGGACAGAAUUAUGGUGCAGAUUAGACUUGGAGCCUCAUAUGUUAUUGGCGGAAUAUACCAUUAAAAACGUAACUCAAUUUAUAGAAAGAUAUUGGAAGUUCUUAAAAAAAGUCCCGAAGAUGGAUUACAUCGCUGUUCCAAAUUUCAAAGACAAAGUUUUUCACACUACGGGAGUAGUUUUUUACAAUGAAGCUGAUAUUGCUUACAAAGAAGUAUUAUUUCCUGCUGUGACCAAAAUUACAAUAAUGUGCUCAAUAGCUCAUGAUAUAACAUAUCAAUGGAUUGGUAAUCUUUUUAAUCCGUUAUGUCUGACUCACUGGUGGUUAAACAAAGGCUUCAUUUUGUUUCUUCGUACAUAUAUCCUCGAUAAGUCAUUUCCAGAUGACCAGAUAAUGGAUUUCUUCAUAGUUCAAAUUCAACAUAAAUCUCGUGAGCUAAACUCUAAAAUUGCAAUGAGUUCUAUGGAAUUUACGAACGAUAUAUUGAACCCUGAUUUAUUUUAUCCUCAUUCUCCGAUUACAGGAGCCCUUGUAUGGAAUAUGCUAAGAACAGUUUUUCCUCAUAAUUUAUUUUGGGAUAGCAUCAAAGAGUAUUCAAACACAAAUAUAAUUACUGAUUCGGAUUCGAAAAGUACCGAUGAUCUAUGGAACAUUAUGCAAACUACCAUGGAUAAAUUUAGUUCUAACUAUUUACCAUACAAUCUUAGAACGUACAAUUUAACUGUAAAACAAGUGAUGGAUAUUUGGUCUUCACAGAUUUUCUGUCCUGUUAUAAAUGUGAUACGAGAUUAUUCUAACGGUAUCGCGAAAAUUUCGAAGGAGUUUCAUAACAAAUUAAAUCAACAAUCAUAUUUUAUACCUGUGACCUACACAUCGGAAACAAACGUCGAUUUUAAUGUAACUUUACCGAAUGUUAAUGAGUGUUUAACACAGUCGAAUUCAGAGUUGAAAAUUCUGCAUCUCAAUGAAAAUGAAUGGAUCAUCGCUAACAUACAACAAUCUGGAUACUAUCGCGUCAAUUAUGAUCCUGAAAAUUGGCGAAAAAUUGCCCAUUACUUGAAUUCUGACGAAUAUACAAAUAUUCAUGUUCUUAAUCGGGCGCAAAUCAUCGAUGAUGCAUUCUAUUUCGCAAUACAAGGAAAACUGAAUUUCUCCAUAUUCUGGGAACUCACAAGCUACUUACCAAGAAGAGAAACAAAUUACAUAGCAUGGUAUCCUAUAAUCAAAAUUCUUCAAUAUAUGUUGCAAAUAUUUCCAUUCUCAAAUGCGCCAGAACUUCCCAAUGUGCUAAAGGAAGUAUUAUUAAAAAUAAAAAGUUUGUUUGAAGAAGUAAAAUACGAUCAAGCGAUACAUUUUGACGAGAACCGUUACAAACUACAUAAUUAUUUGAACUUGGUACUUUCAAAAUUGGGAUGCAUCGUCGAGAAUGUUCACUGUUUAGAAAUGGCCAAACAUCAAUUGGAAUUGCAUCUAAGAAAUCGUGAUAAAUAUAAAAUAAUACCUGAAUGGCAUAAAUGGACAUAUUGUAAUGGUUUAAAAAGAGCGAACUACACUGUUUGGAAACAAGUAUGGACAGAAGCAACUACUAAAUACCAAGAAGAAUCUGAUUAUACAAUGUUUGAAUUUCUUACUUGCACCGAGAAUCACCAAGUUCUUAUUUAUCUGCAGUCAGCUUUAAGGAGAUUUGAAAUGGAUUUGUUCUUUAAUAGUAUAAAUAAUGAAAUGCAAGAAGUGAUAAAAAAUCAACAGCGUAAAAUAUAUACUAAAGUUUUUUUCUCUAUUCUUGCGACACAUACUAAAAAUAAUACAAUGCUUCGAGAAAUAUUAACAAAUUUUGAUAAUAUAAAAUUUAGCCAUAUCAAUAGCACUGCAGCAUUAAUUGUUCUUAUUAAUAAUGCAUACUCUGUAAAUCAACUUGACCAGAGAGAGAUUACAAUGUACAAGAUACAAUGUUUUUCUCUUUUUCUCUUACAUACCUGUAUAUCUGCAUUCGCGAAGCAACAUAUGCAACAAUUAUUUCCAGAAGUUGACCAGAAGGCUGCAAACGUUUAAUACAGAUUAAAGUUCAGCUGAGAUUUUUCAAAAUUUGAUCAAAGAAACCAAUAAGUUCGGUACGGUAUAA
This is a messenger RNA of Nylanderia fulva, 2994 nucleotides long. Its product is annotated as aminopeptidase N-like. Gene Ontology annotation, cellular component: cytoplasm; membrane. Gene Ontology annotation, molecular function: zinc ion binding; peptide binding; metalloaminopeptidase activity. Gene Ontology annotation, biological process: peptide catabolic process; proteolysis. The record is from RefSeq and is a predicted model, not a curated record. Lineage: Eukaryota; Metazoa; Arthropoda; Insecta; Hymenoptera; Formicidae.